AUGUACGGAUCGGAGACUUGGGCAGCACCGUCUACGGUGAUGAAGAGGCCUGAUUGCACGAAAACGAAGCUACCUAGACAGCUGAUGAACCACUUAGAACCUAGAUUUUGCCACAAUGAAGGUCUUCGUGCGGAAAUCGAUGUGGUGUACUGGCGGAUGACACGUGGAAGAUAUCAACAUCUUGCACCGCCAUCGAAAGUAGCUGCAGAAAAUUGUCUUCGCUUCUCUGGUCAUAUAAUAAGAAGACUAGCAGAUGACCUUGUUCAACGAGUUUUGAGGAGUCUGUUGGAUUCAAGCCGGAAGAGGCCACCUGGCCGAAAGCAGAAGUUCAGGACUGAGGUGGUGAAAGAGGACCCGAUGAUACUCGGCGUGGAUAGACAGUUCAGGCGAGACGCAAGGUUUCGCAGGAUAUGUAAUAGCGACGAAUGGAUCAAUUCCGUGCUAGCUCUCGCAGAAGAUCGAGAAGCUUGGGCAGAGCUAUGUGCAAGGACGACACACCUCGGCGAAGAUGCUGGUAAUCGCGUCAGGCGAUGA
Necator americanus (New World hookworm) is the source of this 534-nucleotide messenger RNA. RefSeq lists its product as uncharacterized. The transcript has a single exon. NCBI's taxonomy places the organism in Eukaryota, Metazoa, Nematoda, Chromadorea, Rhabditida, Ancylostomatidae. The coding region runs from base 1 to 534 and encodes 177 amino acids. The record is from RefSeq and is a predicted model, not a curated record.